Nicotiana tabacum (common tobacco) is the source of this 551-nucleotide messenger RNA. RefSeq lists its product as uncharacterized. The record is from RefSeq and is a predicted model, not a curated record. Lineage: Eukaryota; Viridiplantae; Streptophyta; Magnoliopsida; Solanales; Solanaceae.
UUAUCCAUUUCCACUUUAAUUAAGAAGCACAAAAAUUAAAUGAAAAGACUGUCAACAAAGAAAAAUGGCUAGUUUUUCCACAUCUUGCUGCUUUGCCAAACCUUCAAUUACACCAAAUAUUCCUCUAAUUUCACACGGUAAUACCAGAACUGAUUAUUACAAGGGAAAUAAUCCACUGAGGCGCCAGAGAUUUAUUACUUCUGCGUCAAAAUCUGGUGGUUUUUCUCUUAAAUCAAUUGUGAAUAGGUGUGAAAAUUGCGGAGGUCAAGGUGCUAUAGAUUGUCCUGGAUGUAAGGGGACAGGAAAGAAUAAGAAGAAUGGGAACAUCUUUGAAAGAUGGAAGUGCUUUGAUUGCCAAGGGUUUGGUAUGAAGAGUUGUCCAGUUUGUGGAAAAGGAGGACUCACUCCUGAACAACGUGGAGAAAGAUAAUAUUAUUAGGUCAAGAAUUCGUUUUUCUUUCUUUUGUUUGUUUUUCUGGGGUGGACCAAAGAUGCUUGUAUAUUUCCUAUCAGAAAUAUUUAAUUUUCUUUGUAUAUUUACUUUUUUUAUA